Bradysia coprophila is the source of this 2307-nucleotide messenger RNA. RefSeq lists its product as uncharacterized. Gene Ontology annotation, cellular component: nucleus. Gene Ontology annotation, molecular function: DNA-binding transcription activator activity, RNA polymerase II-specific; RNA polymerase II cis-regulatory region sequence-specific DNA binding. Gene Ontology annotation, biological process: regulation of transcription by RNA polymerase II. NCBI's taxonomy places the organism in Eukaryota, Metazoa, Arthropoda, Insecta, Diptera, Sciaridae. The record is from RefSeq and is a predicted model, not a curated record.
AAAUGCGUUUUUGUCAGCACUUUUGACAUAGUUUGACAGUCAGUUUGUUUACAACAAAAAAUGAAUUAUUUAAGCGAAGUUGGGAGUUUAUUAUAAGUGUAAUCUGUGGUGGAUAGACCCAAUUCGGGUGAUUAAAAAUGUUGGAAGCUUCAACCAUCACCCUGGAGAAAGUGUGGCUUAAAACCGAGUCUACCUACGAAGAAGCAGACAUAGUUAAUGCCGACGAAAUCACACCCCAAAUAUCAACAGCCAGUUCUACGAUAAAGAAAGAGGAAUCGGAAAUGGUGUUCAUCAAACCUGAAUUUGCAUUGGAUAACCUAGCCGGUACUCAGUCAUCAAUUGUACAGUCAACGAACGAUGCAAAGAAGAAAUCCAACGGUAAAGUUCUGAAGAGCCAAGAUCUCCAGCCAAAAGAAAAGCGAUUUGUUUGCGGCCAAUGUGGCGCUAGUUUAGCAAGUAGAAACACACUUCAAAACCAUCAGCGAACCCAUACCGGUGAGAAGCCCUUUAUCUGUGAAGAAUGUGGAAAGGGCUUCGCCGUAAACGCUGCUCUUGCCCGCCAUAAACUGUUCCAUUCCGGGCUCAAGCCACACAUUUGUUCGGAAUGCGGAAGAGGAUUCAGUCAGAGUUGUCAACUGAAGUCACAUAAAUUGACGCAUACCGGAGUCAAACACCUGGUGUGCGAGGACUGUGGAGCAAAGUUUUCAACGUCAUCUGGCUUCCGAAUCCAUCGACGAUCGCAUACCGGUGAGCGACCCUUUGUCUGCUCGGAAUGUGGAGAGGGAUUCGUUCGGAAGAAAGCUCUCACGCGACACAUCCUUGAUCACUCUGGGGAAAAAAAAUUCGCUUGCGACCAGUGCGACAUGAGAUUCUUCGAGAAGAAUUUGUUGCAAUCGCACCAGAAAACCCACUCGGAUCAUAAGCCCUUCGUUUGUGAAUGUGGUAAGGGAUUCUAUCACAGGGCCGGUCUAAAGUCACACAAAGAUACACAUUUGGAAGUUAGGCCGCACGCUUGUCAAAUCUGCGGUAAACGUUUCACACAAGGUGGCACCUUAAAGAUACAUAUGGUUACGCAUAGUGACGUGAGGCCCUUCGGUUGUGAAGUAUGUGACAUGAGAUUCACACAAAGUUUCACAUUGAAGACGCACAUGCUGAAGAAGCAUGGCCAACUACCAACGCCUAAACCCAAAAAGCAGGUGAAGAUGCGAAAUCGAGUGCCUGCUGUUGAGACAGAGGUGAAAAGUGAUAGCUGCGAUGGAAACGCAGAAAGGAUGGAAUCAUCAAACGGUCAAGCCGUAAAUUCGUCCCAAAAAGCAAACCAAAACUCGGGUCGUCCUCCAAACAUCGAUGACGGAUUUAAUGAAUUUCAUGGAACGUCGGAUAAGUCACAAACAAAAUCAGUUUUCAUGACCGUGAAUGGUGACAGUGAUGAUAAAACCUGUCUCGAAAUACAACAACCGGAGCAAAUGGAUGAAAUGGACACCAGUGUAGAGCAAAUAAAAGUGGAACCGGUGGACAAUAUUGAAAAUAUGAAUUGUAAUGAUGACGAAAGUGAACCAGCAGCACCCAAUCAAGUCAAACAAAAUCGUUCGGAAAACAAACCAGAUCCAUCGGUUGAAUUACCAUUCUCUUGCGACAAAUGCGACAGAAAGUUCUUAUUGAAUUCGGGUCUGAAAAGGCAUCAACGAAAGCAUAGAGAACGCACCCAAAUAAUUUGUGACGAAUGUGGCAAAGGGUUCAAGCAUAACUAUCUACUCGAAAUACAUAAGCGCUCACACUCCGGAAUUAAACCAUUCAAGUGUGAUGAAUGCGGAGCCACCUUCACCCAGAGAUGCAACUUAAGCACACACAAAUUGAGCCACAGCGAUCUUAAGCCAUUUUCGUGUGAUGUGUGCUCCAUGAGCUUUUCGAAAAAGGCUGGCCUCAAAACGCAUAAGCUAACCCAUACGAAGGAGAAACCGUUUGCGUGUGAUGUAUGCGGUCUAAGAUUCACACUGAAGCAUCGGGUAAAGCUGCAUAUGCGUUCACAUACCGGUGAUAAGCCCUACGCCUGUGAAGAAUGUGGUGCAAGAUUUGGCCAAAAAUGGUAUUUAACCACGCACUUGAAGAUUCAUGCCGGUUUGAAGCCAUUUUCGUGUGACGAAUGUCCUUCCACGUUUAUCUCGAAAUCCUCAUUGAAAGUACACAAAGGGUACUCUCAUCGCGGAGUUGACGAGCUUUCACCUCGUCACAGACGUAGGAUGCAGAAGCUGCUUGCACAAGGAAAAACAUAGCGGCGAAUAAAGAUUUUAAUUUAGUUCAAAAUGA